Messenger RNA from Eucalyptus grandis, 1628 nucleotides. RefSeq names its product mitoferrin. NCBI's taxonomy places the organism in Eukaryota, Viridiplantae, Streptophyta, Magnoliopsida, Myrtales, Myrtaceae. Gene Ontology annotation, cellular component: mitochondrial membrane. Bases 353 to 1345 code for a protein of 330 amino acids. Gene Ontology annotation, biological process: iron import into the mitochondrion. The record is from RefSeq and is a predicted model, not a curated record. Gene Ontology annotation, molecular function: ferrous iron transmembrane transporter activity. The transcript has 2 exons.
AAAAUUCUUGGAACCCUAAUUGGCGCAAUCCGACCCCCUUCUCCCCACCCAAAACCUCCGAAUCAAAAAUCUCCCGGAGCGUCGUCGGAUCUCGUCGGUCGUGAGCCGCCGGCGUGCGGCGGAGGGUCUGGCGGUGGCGGCGGCGGCGCCUGUCGCCGGUGUAAUCGUUUCUCCGCUCCGUCGGUGAAGGUCCGGUUGCCCAAAGGCCCGUGCUUUCGCUGUUGGAAAUCCUCGUCGUCGCGGCGUCGGGAGCAGCCGCCGAGCCUCGAUUCGGGCCGGUCCCGGACGGAAUCGAACGCCCCUGUGGCUGUAAUCCCACGUACGGUGUAGAUACGCGGCUCGAGAUUCGUCCAUGGCCACGACCGACGCCACUCCCAAGUUCCAGAACCGGGAUUUCCGCCCGGUGCCGCAGCCCCCGGACUUCCACCCGGAGGUCGUGGUCCCCGCCCACGACGGCCUCCGCUUCUGGCAGUUCAUGAUCGCCGGGUCGGUCGCCGGGUCGGUCGAGCACAUGGCCAUGUUCCCCGUGGACACGGUGAAGACCCACAUGCAGGCGAUGGGCUCCUGCCCCAUCAAGUCGGUGGGCCUCGGCCAGGCCCUCCGGUCGAUACUGAAGUCGAACGGUCCCCUGGGUCUGUACCGCGGCAUCGGCGCCAUGGGGCUCGGCGCCGGACCCGCCCACGCCGUGUAUUUCUCGGUCUACGAGGUUUGCAAGAAGUUCUUCUCCGGCGGGAAUCCGAAUAAUUCGGCUGCCCACGCGGUUUCCGGGGUGUUUGCCACGGUCGCGAGUGAUGCUGUGUUUACGCCGAUGGAUAUGGUCAAGCAGAGAUUACAAUUGAACAAUAGUCCUUACAAAGGGGUUUUGGAUUGUGUGAGGAGGGUCAUGAAGGAAGAGGGACUUCGGGCUUUUUAUGCGUCGUAUAGGACUACCGUCAUCAUGAAUGCUCCGUUCACUGCCGUGCAUUUUGCAACAUAUGAGGCUGCAAAGACGGGUUUAAGGGAGGUUUCACCGGAAAGUGUGAAUGAUGAAGGUUGGGUUGUCCAUGCCACAGCAGGAGCAGGUGCUGGGGCACUGGCAGCUGCUAUUACAACCCCUCUCGAUGUUGUGAAGACUCAGCUGCAGUGUCAGGGUGUCUGCGGAUGCGAUAGAUUUAAGAGUGAUUCAAUGAGGGAUGUCUUUCGAACGAUAGUGGAAAAGGAUGGAUACAGAGGGUUAAUAAGAGGAUGGAUGCCUAGGAUGCUAUUCCACGCUCCUGCUGCUGCAAUCUGUUGGUCUACUUAUGAAGCCUCGAAGUCGUUUUUUGAGGAACUUAACGAUAAAAGCGAUGCCCGUGUUGUCACCUGACAACCCAGUGUCAAGAGUUUUGUUCUUUGUUUCCCUGCUGGAGCACCAAUACUGUCCAGACUAUCGAAGCAAAAUAUGAUGCAGAGAUCUUUCUCUUGUCAAGUCUGCUCGACUUUGAGGCAUUGAAGAAGGAGAGGAGUUUUCAUCCUCGGAACAUGCCUGCAGUUGCUCCCGAUAACAAAAUGAGUUGAUUAGGUCAUAUUAAUGUAUUCUUAUCACACUUUUGGCGAUUCAAAUAAUAUUAUCGAUCAUAGUUGAGUUGGAUUAAUUGAUUUCUGGCGCA